Molecule: messenger RNA, 330 nt
Organism: Staurois parvus
Lineage: Eukaryota; Metazoa; Chordata; Amphibia; Anura; Ranidae
Source: the annotation of a GenBank genome assembly
GGGCACUGGUGGGUGGCACUGGUGGGCACAGGUGGGUGGCACUGGUGGGCACAGGUGGGUGGGCACAGGUGGGUGGCACUGCUGGGCACAGGUAGGUGGAACUUCUGGGCACAGGUAGGUGGCACUGCUGGGUGGCACUGGUGGGCACUGCUGGGCACAGGUGGGCGGAACUGGUGGGUGGCGCUGCUGGGCACCGAUUAUCAGGGCACUAAUCAUCAGUCCCCUGGUGAUCGGUGCUGAUCCCUGCUCUGACAACUGCCGGUUCUCGGCAGUACUUUCCUCACGCUCUGACAGCGUGAGGAAAGUGCAGCCGAGAACCGGCAAUUGCAU